UGCUGCUAGCAGAGCGCACCGGGCGGGCCGGGCGAGUGGCCAUGGCGGGCGCCGAGGACGGGCCGGGUCAGCAGCCGGAGCUCGACGAGGAUGAGGCGGCGUAUUGCCGGCGCUGGGGCGCGCAGCACGCCGGGGCCCGCGAACUGGCCGCGCUCUAUUCUCCAGGCAAGCGCUUCCAGGAGUGGUGCUGCGUGGUCCUGUGCUUCAGCCUCAUCACCCACAACUUGGUCCACCUGCUGCUGCUGGCCCGCUGGGAGCACACGCCUCUCGUCAUGCUGGGUGUUGUUGCAGGAGCUCUCAUUGCUGACUUCUUGUCUGGCCUGGUGCACUGGGGAGCUGACACUUGGGGCUCUGUGGAGCUGCCCAUCGUGGGGAAGGCUUUCAUUCGACCCUUCCGAGAGCAUCACAUCGACCCCACAGCCAUCACCCGACACGACUUCAUCGAGACAAACGGCGACAACUGCCUGGUGACCCUGCUGCCCCUACUGAACAUGGCCUACAAGUUCCGCACCCAGAGCCCCGAAGCCCUGGAGCCGCAGUACCCCUGGGAGUGCUUCGUCUUCUGCCUGAUCAUCUUCGGCACCUUCACCAACCAGAUCCACAAGUGGUCCCACACGUACUUUGGGCUGCCACGCUGGGUCACCCUCCUGCAGGACUGGCACAUCAUCCUGCCACGCAAACACCACCGCAUCCACCACGUCUCCCCCCACGAGACCUACUUCUGCAUCACCACAGGUUGGCUCAACUACCCUCUGGAAAAGAUGGGCUUCUGGCGACGCCUGGAGGACCUCAUCCAGGGCCUGACCGGCGAGAAGCCUCGGGCAGACGACAUGAAAUGGGCCCAGAAGAUCAAAUAGCUCCUCCGAGCCUGCCACCUUAACUGCCAACCUUCCCCAGCCCCCCAAACCGAAGCCAUCUGCCAAAUUCCAGCCUCCUCGUGCUGACCCCUCCAGAUGGAGAGGACGCCUCCUGGGCUGGGCCCGGGCACCCCCCAGCCCACCCCUUGUGACACAGAAUACUUGAGCCACUGAUUUUUC
Enhydra lutris kenyoni (northern sea otter) is the source of this 1037-nucleotide messenger RNA. Its product is annotated as transmembrane protein 189. Gene Ontology annotation, molecular function: plasmanylethanolamine desaturase activity. Gene Ontology annotation, cellular component: endoplasmic reticulum membrane. NCBI's taxonomy places the organism in Eukaryota, Metazoa, Chordata, Mammalia, Carnivora, Mustelidae. Gene Ontology annotation, biological process: ether lipid biosynthetic process. The record is from RefSeq and is a predicted model, not a curated record. Bases 42 to 857 code for a protein of 271 amino acids. The transcript has 6 exons.